CCGUUGUUGAUAUAAGAGAUGAAACAAUGGUCCGAAGACGAACCCCAUGAGACGUUCUCUAUGUAGUUCAGUAGGAGAUGUUUCAGACGAGAUGAGUGUUGUUGUGGGUUACUCGAGGAAGGCAGAUGGGAGGCGAGAGCGAGAGAAUGAGAGAGAAUGGGAUGAAGAUGAAUUGCGGGGAGUUGACCCUAUGGAUAAGUUGGAAUUCAAUGCGGCGCGGGCGGAGAGCGGCAGAUCCACCAAAACUGCGGCAGGCGAUCGACCCUCCCUCUCUCGUCCUUCGAAUCCAUCUCACUCCUCUUCACUUACUCCUCCCAAUCCAACCACAUCGUCAAACUUGUUGCCAUAAUCUAGUCUUCUUCAGCCUGGCGCUGCUCUCCUUCCCCGGUGGAAGCCAAAGAUAGCGCAGUCAGUCAUCAGCCUGACACAAAUUUGCACCAAUCCCGCUCGACCUUUCCGCCAUCUACUCCGCAUCAUUAUCAUCAUCAUCAU
Aspergillus saccharolyticus JOP 1030-1 is the source of this 492-nucleotide messenger RNA. RefSeq lists its product as uncharacterized. The record is from RefSeq and is a predicted model, not a curated record. Lineage: Eukaryota; Fungi; Ascomycota; Eurotiomycetes; Eurotiales; Aspergillaceae. The coding region runs from base 126 to 404 and encodes 92 amino acids. The transcript has a single exon.